GUUGCUAAGUUAGCUAAGGUUAGCGAGCUACCUUGAUCCGAUCGUUUGCAUUUGCAAGUUAGCUAAUAAACAUUUCCAAAAAAAAAAAAACAAAACGCGUUUUAAGUCCUUUAACGGAACCAGUUGGACAUCAGAAGAAAGGAGAAAAAUGCAGGACGCCCGAGAGUAUCUCCAAGAAGGUGUGCUGAGUCACCUGCAGAUGCUGGAGAUGGAAGCGCUGAAGCUGUCCAGCCAGCAGCAGGCGGCCCUGGAGGAGCAGACCCGGGUGGAAGAGCUCCGCCUCACGGUGGAGAAGCUGCGGGCCCAGCGGGACCAGCUCAGAGCCAAAAUCAACACCACCAUGUCUGUCCAGCAGCUAAAAGCUAUGGUGGACCACAGAAACGAGGAGGGUGGUGAUGAUGGUGACGAAGAGGGUUGCUCUCAGAACUCAGAGCUUCAGCUGGCUUUGCUGAUGGCCAGGCGGACCCAGCUGAAGGACCUGCUGCUUGCUCAUCACCUCAUAGGCGGCUACGACAUAACAGCGACCCGCAAGGGCAAAGGGGCGUGCGUUUCCAUAGCCACCGCGUUCGAGGGCCGUUACCUGGAGACGUACAGCCUGGAGAUUGACGUGAACCCCCGCGCCGUGCGGAUCUGUCGCCAUGACGUCCCUCCCUUCAUCCCCCUGGAGAAGCUGGCCCAGGAGAGCCUGCAGACAGACCUGAGGGCCUUCCUGCACGGCCUCAGCCAGCACCUCAACGCCUUCGUCAGCCGGCGCCAGCAAGUGCGGCUUAUCCAGGAACUUCUGCGGGACUCUGUGGAGGUGAUGGAGAGCAACGCGCUCUUUAACGUGGUGGUGCUGAUGUGCACCGAGGCCGGGCAGGCCGACAAAGCCGUGCUCUGUACGCUGGAGUACGCCGACCUCACCCGCUACCUCCCCACCAAGGUCACCGUGGAAUCGGAAGACACGGCCCUGCCCGCCUCACCCCCGUGGAGGGAAAGCCAGUCUCUGCUCCUGGAGACGCCGGCCCACACAGCCCUGCUGACCCUGAAGAAGAAGGGACUGAUCGCCUAGCCCGGGCCUGCACAUCAGCACUGCCCUAUGCACACUCUGUGGAAACCAGCGCAAAGGCUGUGC
Megalops cyprinoides (Indo-Pacific tarpon) is the source of this 1114-nucleotide messenger RNA. RefSeq names its product centromere protein O (gene cenpo). Gene Ontology annotation, cellular component: kinetochore; Mis6-Sim4 complex. The record is from RefSeq and is a predicted model, not a curated record. The coding region runs from base 149 to 1051 and encodes 300 amino acids. The transcript has 6 exons. NCBI's taxonomy places the organism in Eukaryota, Metazoa, Chordata, Actinopteri, Elopiformes, Megalopidae.